UGGCCGAUAACACAAAGGGUGCCCAUCAGUUUUCAUUUGUAGUUGAAUAUUUCUCGUUAAAAAGCAAGAAAAAAUGGCCAGGCACACGAUGAUGUUUAUCGCCACAGUGCUGGGAUUGUUCUUCAUCUACAGCGGCUUUGCAAAACUGAAUCCGAUGUUAAACGCCGACCUGCAUUCGAACAUGAAAAAGCAUUUUGUCAACUAUGCCCGGGUAGCGCCGCUCCGUACAUACUUUGACAAGCGUUUCAAAGCCUCGGACUAUCGGCAGUUUGUAGGCGGGAUGGAGAUCGCUGGAGGGACGGGGAUGGUGUUGUUGUCGGGGCGACUGUCUCUACCAGCUUCGCAGCUCAUUGUUCUCCUGUCAGCAGCUUUCAUGAUCCACACCCAUAUCGUCCUCGGGGACCCGGUCGCUCGGGCCGCAACGCUGAUCGCGACAUCCCUUAUGGUCGUGGUCCAGAUGCUUUUCACCAUCUUCUCCGGGAAGAGCAAAUCUCCAGACGAUGCCGGGAAGAAAAAGAGAAGAAGUUCGGACGCCUCCGACGAAAAAGAGACCAAAAAAGACAUCCCUGCGCCAAAAAAUGAGAAAGUUAUCAAGGACGGAAGCCCGCGAGAAAAAUCUAAAGCCAAGAAACAGACUCCUAAGAAGAAGAAAACCAAAGCUAAUUGAUUGGGGAAUAUGCAGUGGUCUUAAUAGAUGUUACGUCCCAAAUAUUGUCCCAACUAAAGUUGGGAUGAUCCCAACUACAGUAAGGAUCAUCCCAACUAUAGUUAAGAACUCCCCAACUAUUGUUGGACUGUCCCAACAAUAGUUGGCACUGUCCCAACCAUAUUUGCGACUGUUGUCCUAGUUGGAUCGUAACAUGUAUGUUGAUCAUUAGCAAUAGGACCGAUUUAAAACGGCGGGCUCAGCACGCAAAAAAAAGAUGAACAACUCAGACAAAAUGCAUUUAGACAACUACAGAGUACUAGUUCUAGUAUCACUUAAAUUUAUGCCAUUGUGUUGGUAUUCUGCUUCAUGUGUCUUUAAUUCUGUUCUGUUCUACCUGCAGUAACGCUCCUAGUCUUUUGCACUUCAAAACCCAUUAAGUUUUGCCUAUAAACACUUUUGCCCAUAGAUUUAGCACCCACGCUUCAAAGUCCUUCAAAAUAUUUCAGUUUAAUAUCAUUUUUCUUUCAAGCUGUGAUUUUAAUUUUUAGAUAUUUAAACUAAAUUCAUGCAAAGGAAACUAGGUUUUUGCAAUGAAUCGGUAAAAAAUUCCUUUUUGAAUCUAAUCUGGACAGAUGAUUUUUAUUGAGAUUUUUUUAUUUCCACAAAACACAUAGCAGUUUGUCUGUGAUAUCUGUGAAGACAAUGGCAUAAUUUUCAUUUGAAUGCUUUAUCAGGUAUCAAGUACAGUUUUUUAACUGGUUUAUGUACAAUAUACUGAUUAGUAGUGCUGUGUUGUACAGUGUUUCGUUGCCAUUCCAUUUAAAUGUUUAAAACAUUGGUGAAUUGUGAGUUUCAACAUUUAGAAAAUGAAACAUACAUGUACACAGCUAGAGCAGCUCUACUAUGCACUUUUUAGCCUUUGACUUUCACAUUUCCUUAUUUUGUAUCUCUUAAAUCUGCCUGUUCUUCUUACGAGUGCCAUUUCUGGGAUCUUGCCAACUCAAAAGUUUGCAUUGUGUUGGAGAUUAUGGACAUGUUACACCCAACUACUGCUGUCGCCCAACUAUAGUUGGGACAGCCCCAACUAGAGUUAGGCCAGGCCCCAACCAGUCCACAUUAUAGUUGGGGCAAUCCCAACUGCAAUUGGGACGGUGCUUUACUUGGGAUGUAACAGACAUGUGCGUACAUACAGGUAUGAGAAUUGAUGUUUUCCAAUAAUUUAUUGUAAUACAGGUAUUCAUGUUUCUGAAAUUUCUGAAAAUCUUGCUGCCAGACUUUGAAAUGUAUAUACUUGUGAAGUGUAUUUGUAAAUGGUACGUGAUUGUGUUAAAAAGUUGAUUUUAGGAAAUCAGUAAAUGUUUAAUGACUGUUGUGUUACAAUUUUCAAUGAAUAAUUUUAAGACAUUGUGGCCUGAGAUAAGUAUUAGAAAAAAAGGAUGUACAUUGUUUUAAAUUUUGAGAGUAGUAAGAUGACCAUUUUACAUUUACAUGUAUAUAUAUGCACUAAUAUGUCAAAGAACCGUAACAGGUGUUCAUUUUUUACCUUUUUUUCCCCUCAAAAUAAACCACAAAGGAACUGAACAGAUGCAUGCACGUAGCCAGUUUUCCAUUUGUGGUUUAUAUCCUCUAAAAACUCAGUGAUUUUGCGUGAUCCCUACUGCAUGGCAUAAACAGGUUAAUGGCUUCUGAAUAUAUAGUGCCGUUGAGCAAAGCGAUCGACAAUAAAUUAGGGAUAGGCAACGUAAAGGCGUAAAAGCUCAGUUUGUAGAGCAUCAAUACGGUUUUCCGAAGGCCGCAGGUUCAAACCCCGCUCCGGUCAAGUUUUUUCGUUCACCUUUGAAAGUAUCAUAACCAGGUAGAGUUUGUUUUAUCGUUCUGUGCCUUUGUACUCCGGUUUCAUUUUCAGAUAUCGCCUAUGUACGUGUACUUUUCUUUUAUAGCAUAGCAUGGGCAGAGUAAAAAAUUGUCCUCAUUGGGUAUUAUUGAGUGAUAUGUGUUAUCUCUGGUUGGCAAAUCUAUUCCGAUCGAGGCUGUAUGCAUUGUACAUGUAUGUCUUUUACGGAAGAAGGGGAAACAUAGGGCUGGGGUGAAGCUUUGAAGAAUGCGGUCCACUUCAUCGUUUUCAGACACUGGAGUGGAUGCGAUGAUUAUUUAAAACUUAGGAAUGUGUAGUUUUAAAUAAUCGUCGCAUUCACUCCCGUGUCUGAAAACGAUGUAGUGGAAAGCAUUCUUCAAAGUUUCAUUUCCCCCUUAAAUUGAUUGUCCCUUAGAAAUUGGUAAACCCCCUCCCCGAGUGGGUAUGUAGGGGGAGGGGGGGGGGCGAAUUUGUCGCUACAGAGACGGUACGGAACCAUUUUUCCUGUAUGAAAUAAAUAAAAAGAACUCGAUACGGGAGAAACUGUAGAUUCUAUAAGAAUUCUAUUAAAGUGAUUACCAUGCCAAUUUUUAUUUUAAAUUGUUAUUAAGUUUUACUGGUUUUCACUAUGCAACCAUCCCUGAUAUAUAUCUCACCAUGUUUUCUCAGAUUAUGCAAGAUGACUGUGGAGCAAUAAACCCAACUUCGGUGUAAAGGUCAA
This is a messenger RNA of Patiria miniata (bat star), 3225 nucleotides long. It is a transcript of the gene tmem35a, whose product is annotated as transmembrane protein 35A-like. The transcript has 2 exons. Gene Ontology annotation, biological process: positive regulation of protein localization to cell surface; chaperone-mediated protein complex assembly. The record is from RefSeq and is a predicted model, not a curated record. Bases 74 to 667 code for a protein of 197 amino acids. NCBI's taxonomy places the organism in Eukaryota, Metazoa, Echinodermata, Asteroidea, Valvatida, Asterinidae. Gene Ontology annotation, cellular component: endoplasmic reticulum.